This is a messenger RNA of Manis javanica (Malayan pangolin), 2835 nucleotides long. It is a transcript of the gene SPSB4, whose product is annotated as splA/ryanodine receptor domain and SOCS box containing 4. Gene Ontology annotation, molecular function: protein binding. The record is from RefSeq and is a predicted model, not a curated record. Gene Ontology annotation, biological process: intracellular signal transduction; proteasome-mediated ubiquitin-dependent protein catabolic process. Gene Ontology annotation, cellular component: SCF ubiquitin ligase complex. NCBI's taxonomy places the organism in Eukaryota, Metazoa, Chordata, Mammalia, Pholidota, Manidae.
AGCAGCGGCGGCGGCGGCGGCGGCGGCGGAGGGCGGGGGGAGGUGGCGGCUGCAGCAUCCAGAGCUGGCCGCGGCGGCCGGCGUGCCCCGCGCACAAAGGCUCCCGGCCCCUGGGGAGGGAGAUGGGAGCACCGCAGCCCCGGCCCGGCCUCCAGCGCCAGCCACCGCUGCAUGCACUCAGAGCGCGGGGGAAGAGGCAGGGCGCCCCAGUAGCCGGCGGCCGAGGCGCGGCCCGUGAGCCCUGAGCUCUGGACUCGGCGCCCUCCGGGUCGGGCGCGGAGCUUCGGAACCGCUGGAGCUCGGGCCUUGGCGCGCCCCCGGGAUCCGCGCAGGAAGGCGCCUCCCCACUCCCACCCGACCUCCUGCGCCCUCCCGCCGCGCCGGAGCGCCAACUUCCCCAACAACGCUCCAACUCUAGGCCACCCUGCCGGGCGCGCCCCUGGCGCCGGGGAGCAAGCCAGCAUCUCCGGGGGUCGCGCGGGCGCCCCUGAGUGACAGACGCCUCUCCGAGAAGUCCAGGACCUGCCAGCGCAGGCUCUUCCUCCGGGGCAGGCGCUCGCCCUCCCGUUUAUGGAGCUUGGGCCCCUGCCCCAGCCCAGUAGAGGCUGUGGAGAAGUGUGGUCCAGAAGCCUGGCCCCCAGCCCUGCGGCCCAUCCCUGGCCGCAGGGAGCGGAAGCUCCCACGAGGUAGCGGCGGCCUGCAGCGGCCCCCUCGCAGCAGUGAACCAUGGGCCAGAAGCUCUCAGGGAGCCUCAAGUCGGUGGAGGUGAGAGAGCCAGGGCUGCGGCCGGCCAAGCUGGAGCUGCGGGGAGCGGAGCCCGGGCGGCCGGCGCGGCUGGACCAGCUGCUGGACAUGCCUGCUGCGGGGCUGGCGGCUCAGCUGCGCCACGCCUGGAACCCUGAGGACCGCUCGCUCAACGUCUUCGUCAAGGAUGACGACCGGCUCACCUUCCACCGGCACCCCGUGGCCCAGAGCACCGACGGCAUCCGCGGCAAGGUGGGCCACGCCCGCGGCCUGCACGCCUGGCAGAUCAGCUGGCCGGCCCGGCAGCGUGGUACCCACGCCGUAGUUGGUGUGGCCACGGCUCGGGCACCCCUUCACUCUGUGGGCUACACGGCUCUGGUGGGCAGUGACGCCGAGUCGUGGGGCUGGGACCUGGGGCGCAGCCGCCUGUACCACGACGGCAAGAACCAGCCUGGGGUGGCCUACCCGGCCUUCCUGGGGCCGGAGGAGGCCUUCGCACUGCCGGACUCGCUGCUGGUGGUGCUGGACAUGGAUGAGGGCACGCUCAGCUUCGUCGUGGACGGCCAGUACCUGGGCGUGGCCUUCCGUGGCCUCAAGGGCAAGAAGCUGUACCCGGUGGUGAGCGCGGUGUGGGGCCACUGUGAGGUCACCAUGCGCUACGUCAAUGGCCUUGACCCCGAGCCCCUGCCACUGACGGACCUGUGCCGGAGAUCCAUCCGCUUGGCCCUGGGCCGCCAGCGCCUACGGGACAUCGGCUCCCUGCCCCUGCCUCAAUCUCUCAAAAACUAUCUGCAGUACCAGUGAGCCAGGGCCUGGGAGCAGCAGUGGGCACCCACCACAGGGCCCAGGCUGUCAUCUCACGGUCACACAGUACGUUCAGGAAGGGGUCCUCGUCCUCACCCCACUUGCCCAGGACAUGCCGUUCUUUUAGAGACCAGGACGUGUUCCCAACUUUGAAAAUGAAAUGUCUGUUGCCAAUAGUAUUUGCUGCCUUGAGAGCAGUCCUCGCAGGUCAGACAUCUCCUGGGAAGCCACACAGAGCGUGGAGCCUACCUACUCCCCGGACACAGGGGCCACCAGUAUUGAUCAGAGAGCCUGUUUCCUUAUUCAGGAGGAUGAAUAAAACAUCUGGGCAGGAGACUUUCUGUUGUGUGCCCUGGCGCAGAAAGAGCCAGGGGAAAACCGGGGCUCUGGGAGAAAACUGCGUCUGCGUAAUGAGCGGUGAAAGCAGCUCGGUGCCAGCGGCUCCCUGGGCACCCGCCCCCGCAGCACGAUUGCCCUGACCCUUUAGGACUUUGCUGCUUUGAGAAACUGUUGCCCAGGGAUGCCCAACUGCGGAAUUGGCACGUAGACAAUGCAGUGUUUGGACACCUUCCAGCUGACCUCUUUGAACAUUGUGACUCCUUUCCGUGCUCUGCCUUCCCCCCUUCCCUGCUGGUGACUCACAGUUGUCCAGAUGCCCCAGGCACCUCUAUUCAGGGAAGCUCAAUCUGGCUAAUUGACACCAGGGACAGUGUAUCCUUUAUUAUUAUUAUUAUUACUUUAAAUAACGUUGCAUUUUGAAAGAGUGUGGAGAGGGCAGUACUUAGUCCAAAGGUGCUAAUGGGGGAACAUGGGGCACGUGACACCCGUGGAUGACGGUCUGGAGCUGGGGAGCCUUUCUGGGGUGCUGAGGGUCUCCAGGAACCACCCAUUCAGGAUGCAGCCUGGCUGCCACAAAGCUUUAUUUGAGCAAAUUAUUUUUUCACUGUAGGAGACUUGUAGGAAUCUGUUUCUGUUUCAGAUGUGUGUAUAUGAUGUGCUUUUCAUUUAUCAGCUUGGGGCCAUGGGGCAGCCUUGGAACCAGGAGGGUGGAUAUGGGAAGCCCCCUGUCUGCAUGCUCCAAGCCUGGUCCUCUCAUGGGAAUGACACUGCUGCUGUCCCAGCCACCAUUGGGCAUCUCUUGUGUUGCCAACACUCUCCGCCCAGACUCAUUUUUAACUGGAUAUUGUCACAGAGGUGGGAUUCCAGAGCCCCAGACGGCACUGCCUUCCCCCACUUUAAUGUGAAUUCGACUGAUGAAUGAGGAGCAUUUCUAAUAAAGUGUGUCGU